AUGAUUUGGCCUGAAGAGAAUUACCCAGAGAGAGAGUCCAAUCGAGCUAGAAAGAGAAGACUCUUCCCAAAGAUUAUCCCCAAGACUGAUAACUCAGGAAAGUUUGUUGUGCCUUGUAUCAUCAAAGGUAACAUUCUUGAGCAAUCUUUGUGUGACACAGGAGCCAAUGUGAACAUCAUGUCUAAGAGGAUAGCUGACAAGAUAGGCCUCACCAAGAUAGAGCCAUCAUCCAUCUCCAUCAACUAUGCUGAUUCAUUCUCACAAACCCCUAUGGCUUUGUGCCUAAUCCACCCCAAGAAGGAGAAACUGAAGACAAUCAAGGAAGAUCCCAUUCCUAAGCCCAAGCAGCUUGCCAAACAAGCAAGGAGUAAGACUAAGGCCCCUACACCAAAACCGCCCAAGGGAUCAUCCAAGAUUGAAGAUGAGGCCAAGCCAAGAAGGAAGGUAGAAAGCCUAUCUGGCCGCAACAUGAAGCUUCUAUUCCCAAAGGAGCUUAUUGAUGAGAAUCUAGAAGGAUUCAAGGAGAAAGUUGACAAGAACUCUACAACUUUUUCCUAA
This is a messenger RNA of Microthlaspi erraticum, 558 nucleotides long. NCBI's taxonomy places the organism in Eukaryota, Viridiplantae, Streptophyta, Magnoliopsida, Brassicales, Brassicaceae. The record is from the annotation of a GenBank genome assembly.